AUGGACACAGCAAAGUCCACCGAUGAUGAACCCCUUCUCAGAGGCAAAAAAAGGCAGGAUCUCAAAGAGAUGCUGAGAGAAGUAGGACUGGCAGUUGAGUACUGGUUGCCCAAGCUGCAGGAACAUCUGGGUGUGACCAGUGUCCAGGCCUUACAACACCUAGAAGACAAAGACCUCCAGCAGCUGAAAUCCCAGGCACAGUAUCCCUGGGAGAAAAGGGCCCUGGAGAAGCUGCUUCACCUGUCACACUCAAAUAACUUUUCAGAGUUCCAGGAAUCUCAGGUGGAAAUGAUAAAGAAACAGCAAGAGAAGGCAGAGCAGGUGCUGCAGGAGCUAAAAAAUUUGCUGUCAGAAUGCAGACAACAACAAGAAGAGGCAGAGAGGAAAAAAGAGGCAGAGCUCAGGCAGGCGAUGGAGAUCCCCAAGGAAUACCGGCCAACCCCUCAAAAGCCCCUAAGAGAAAUCAUGGAAAAUGUGCAGAGACAACUCAACCUCAUGGAGGGGACACUGUCUCACAGGCAAAACAUCCCAGAUAUAGAUCUGGUGAGAUGGGCAUCUGGAGGGCUGGCCCUGCAAGGAAUUUACAAAACCAGCUACCAACGGGACCUUGUAGAGAAGAGACAGGAGCUAAUCUGUGUCCCGAAGGAGUUCUUGCUCUAUGGCCCUGAGCAGGGCACACGAAUGGAAACAAAGGAAUUUACAUCUUCUCAAGCAGAAUCUAUGUUCACCCAGGCAAUAGAGAAGCUGGGCUUCAGCGUAACUGCUUCAGCCAAGGGUAGAGGUUGGGGAUUUAGCUUGGAAACUGGUACGGAUCACAGCAAACAUUCAGAAUCCAAGGAAACUAAUCACUCACACUCUGAUCACACUUAUUUCUGUUCUACCAAGUUCAGUUAUGUCCCACUUGCCUCCUGCCACUUUCCCAUUGAUCAGCUCCAGCUCUCCAAGGCUGCUCUCCAGGAAUUGAAAUGCAUUGAAGAACUCCUGGCUCAGCCUGCAGGCCCAGACAGACUCCUCUUGCUAAGACACAGGGCUGAAGCUUUCUUUCACAGGUUUGGCUCUCAUGCUAAUCAAGGCCCUCUGCACCUGGGAGGAAUCUACUGGUGGAAAGCCAUUUCAGAGGGUUUCCCAAGUGAGCAGCUGGCAGAGGUGAAACAGCAGUCAGCAGAGUCCCUGAAUAGUUACAUAAGGGGCAGCUACAGUGGGUUUGGAGUGAAAGUAGCUGCAGGUGUGGAUGUGUCAGGCUCUCAUUCAAACACAUCCUCCCAGAGCACAACAUGCCAAAACCUCCAAACCAAAGUUCAACUAUCUGUGGCCCACACAGGUGGCCCACCAGAAGCAAAUGGCUUUUUCCACUGGAAAGUUGGCCUAGUUGCCAGCAACCAAACCUGGUGUGUCAUUGACCGGGGACUUCAGCUGGUGCCCAUUUGGGACAUAAUCUUUUCCAGUCACAGAAGGGAUUUCAAGGAUCCUCUUCAGGUAGCUUACUUGCUGAAAGACAGCUACAUUGCUCUGACUGGCCUCACUGCACAGAUCCAAGAUGGAGAAGAAUUAUUGGGUGCUGGGAAGGAGGCUAGGGUUUUCCUAGAAGAUGUGAAAUCCUGGGAGGUAUCUGAUCCAGAAGAGCAGCUUCAAAAGCUGAUAAAUUUCAUGCAAAUGUUGAGUCAAAAAACUAAAAGUUAUGAUACUUGGGUUAACAUAUGCCUCACGGAUUGGGGUCUGCAGAAUUUUCUGAUAAACACUGUUAAAUUUUGCAAAGAGUCUUCCACUUAUAAAACCAAAUUUAUUAAAUCUCAGUUGCGCAGCCUUUUGGAUCCUCACAUCUACACAGUGAAAAACUUUCCUCAGGCUCAUUCCAUCAUGCAGUGGAUCUACCUGUCAGAGUCAGAGCAAGAGCACAGGAACAUCACUGAGUUUUCUGAAUUAAUUAAAAUCUUAAAGGAAACCCAGAAUGACCUCAGGGAAGUGAAGGCCAAAUCUGAGUCUGCAGAAACAGUGGAGGAAGCUCAAAGAAAGGCCACUUAUAAGGUGAGCUUGUCCCUUGGCUGCUUCUUGAAUUACCUACAAGAAACAGAGCAGCGAGACACACAGCUCUUGCUACUUACCAUUGCAGCUGGUACAGGAUAUCAUGUGGGAAAAAAUACUUUUCAGUAUCUCCUGGGGUGUGAGCAGAUAGACUUCCUACUGAAUGAAAUGCAAACUGCCCAAGAUAAAUACCAAGAGCUCAAAACUAUUUGCACCUACAGGGCUCAGGCAUUCCUGGUACUCAUAGGUCUCACAGCUACUGUUGGAGUCACAGCUGUGUCUCUAGAGGAGAAAACACAGCGCUUGGCAUUAAUAAGACACCACAUGGGCCAAUCUUUUUCUAAAGAAGUUGUACAUGUCCUCACCAAACCUGGAGCAGAUCAUGAUUGGGAAAACCUAGAGAAAGACUUGAGAUUGCUCAUUGAUGGUAGUUAUGAAGCCACCAUUUCUUCACUGCAAAUGGAGGAGGUGAGAAAAAAAUUGCAAAAUAUCUUCCAUGAAAAGAAACAGCCCCAUGAACCACAUGAUAAUGAAAAUAGAAAACGGGAAGUCAUAGAAGAUGGAGGCUUUCAAGAAUUACUCCAGCGUCUAGGCCUAGAACAUUACUACCCAAAAAGAAUGAGCAGAGCUAACUUCCAUCUGAUCUACAAGGCUUCUGUGUACAAGAGCCAGCCAAGUUCUGAACGGGAGCUUCCCUUCUAUUUCCUGCAGAAGCUACUGAUGCUGGAUUAUGGGCUGAGAUACCUGGUCUUCAGAGAUGAUGGAAACACACAGAAUCAAGCUUAUCCAAAUGCCUUGAACGACGAAAAUGAGGCUUUUGAUCCAUAUGAAGACUUGUUUGAAGACCCUGUUGCUCACACUAAUCCUUCAGCCACUAAUCCUAGGCCCCAUAUUCAUCCGAUGGAUAUUCAGAUGGCGAUUCUUCACUGUGCAGACGAUUUUGCCAGACAAUAUAUUUUGGCCAAACUUGCCAUUUGUCAGUUUGCCCUCCCCUUUCUCAUACCUAAUCCCUGCAGUUCUGAAAUUAAAUUCUCUCUCUGGUCUCUCCGUCAAAUUAGAAGAAGCUGGCAGGAAACCAGGAAAUCACCAAAAGACGAGAAGAACAAUUACAAGAAUAAGCAGAUGUGUUGUGUCUCUACCCCCAUUGUGUCCUUUAUUAGAGUUGGAAAUGGCUUCUCUGCUUCCAAAUCUCAGAUCAUGAACUGUCUCCUCAGUAAACGUAAACAUGAUAUCUUUUUUCACAGAAAUUGCAUGGGGAGCAGCAAAGACUGUCUCUUGAUGGGGGGUGUGGUGGAAGUCUGCUGGUUCUGUCCCGGGGGGGAAGAUGAGGAAAGAUUUGACACCUGCUUGACCUUCACCAAUCUUCACGGAGAUGCAAAGGAACAUGCGAAGCAACUCCCCUUCCUGAAGGAGGUCUCUUCUCUCAUUGUUGUCCUCAUGUCAACUUCAGAUGACAAUAAAGAAAACCGAAAAAUUGUCCGUGAAUUGAGUCAGUCAUCAAGGCCUCUGAUCUGUUUGCUUGAUGACAAAGAAAAAACCAUGGCCAAUACCUCUAAACAGAAAGCAUUCAUUGGGAUCAGGAACAGAAAUGAGGCAGAAUUAACAGAGGAGCUCGCUACUACAAUCACACGUUUGCUAGAGCUCUCAGACACUGUUCUGAGCAUAGAGGACUGUUCCCACAUUGCUCGCAAGCAAGGAUUCUUUAUUGAUGAAGACCAGAGAGAGUGCAAGGAUGCCAAAGAAAAGACAGAGAUCCUAAUGGCCCUUCUGAAAGAAACGAACAUAUCUCAGGUGAAAGAAAACUUACUACCCCUCCAGGGCCAACUGUGGCAUCUUUGGUGUAAAAAGGACAAAGAGCUCUAUCACCUGAGAGAAAAGGGGAAUCGGAGCAUUGAACAACACAAAUGUGACAUUGAGACAGAAAAACAGAGAAUUCGACAUGAACAGUUGANCAGAGCCUUUCCUCUCAAUGAUUUAAUGAAUUCUGUCCUUCAAAUUCUCCAAACACAUUCAGAAACUCACACCACACUCUACUUUUUGCAAUGGCUGAGUAUGCUUUUGGACAACCUGACUGCAGGACACUUGGAAAAACUGAAUGAAAAGCAAAAGACUUUGUGGUCCCUGAUACAAACAGAAAAGCAAAAGGCACCAAAUAGCAACAACCUGAAAGUUUGGCAAAAGAAGGUAGAAGCUAUCGCCACAGAGAUUAGUGACUGUUCCUUGGGAAUUGAGCAACUUCUCAGAGAAAUUGGCCAGAUCUAUGAAGCUCUGGAAGAAGCUUCUUCCACAAAAGGUAUUCUUUUUCUCUCCCUUCCCCAGAUUGCUGCAGAUCUCAUGAUAUCUGGUGUUCCCAUUGAGCUGAUGGAUGGGGAUGCUUCAUAUGUGCCUCUAAAGUGGGUGACAGCUCUUUUUGACAAGCUCUCUGAGAAACUUGGAAACAAACGGCUGUUUGUUCUUUCCAUCCUUGGCCUGCAGAGCUCAGGCAAGUCCACCCUACUGAAUGCACUUUUUGGGCUGCAGUUCACUGUCAGUGCUGGGAGGUGUACCCGGGGGGCCUACAUGCAGCUCCUGAAGGUGGAGGAGACAUUCUCAGAGGAACUUGGCUUUGACUUUGUGCUUGUUGUGGACACAGAAGGACUUCGGGCCCCAGAACUGAGCAACAAAUCUAAGAAUCGUGACAAUGAGUUGGCAACCUUUGUUAUUGGACUUGCAAACUUGACUCUGAUCAAUAUAUUUGGGGAAAAUCCAUCAGAAAUGCAAGAUAUUCUCCAAAUUGUUGUCCAAGCAUUUUUGAGGAUGAAACAAAUAAAAAUCUCCCCAAGUUGCCUCUUUGUCCAUCAGAAUGUGGGGGAAGUUACUGCUAAAGACCAAACUAUGGAAGGACGAAGGCGCUUAGAGCAGAGACUAGAUGAAAUGGCAGCAACAGCGGCUGAGCAAGAACAGUGCUCAGAUGUAUCCCGCUUUAGUGAUGUCAUUAAGUUUGAUGUCAAUACUCAUGUCUACUACUUUGCUCACCUCUGGGAUGGCAAUCCCCCAAUGGCCCCUCCCAAUCCUCGCUAUAGUCACAACGUCCAGGAACUGAAAACGAGAAUUCUUAUGACUGCCAAACAGGAAUCCAGGGGGAGCAUCAUGAAGAUAUCGGAUGUAAAAUCAAGAGUUCAAGAUUUGUGGAGAGCCCUGGUGAAUGAGAACUUUAUUUUCAGUUUCAGGAACACCCGAGAGGUCAUGGCCAUGAGCAAGUUGGAAACCAUGUAUAACAGCUGGACCUGGGAGCUGAGGAGUCAUGUGCUAGGCUUGCAGAACCAGCUGAUCAACCAGGUUCAAAAUGGAAAAAUCCAGACCCUCAGAACAAGCACAGUUGAGGCUCUAGUAGCUGAAAAAUAUGAAGCCAUCAAGCAAGAACUUGAAAAAUAUUUUCAUGAAGAUCCAGAGAGUGAAAUAUUGAUUCAGUGGAAAGCAAAUUUUGAAAAUAAGCUACUGAUCCUUAAAGAGGCUCUUAUUUUAGACAGCCAAAGAAAAGUCGAAGGUCUUAUUAAUUAUAAAAAGGGAGUGCACAAGGCAAUGAAGGAAAAUGUGUACACCAUCACUGAUACUGUCAAUGAUAAUUACUAA
Molecule: messenger RNA, 5634 nt
Organism: Hipposideros armiger (great roundleaf bat)
Lineage: Eukaryota; Metazoa; Chordata; Mammalia; Chiroptera; Hipposideridae
Product: interferon-induced very large GTPase 1-like
Exons: 3
Coding region: 1-5634 (1877 amino acids)
Molecular function (GO): GTP binding
Source: RefSeq, a predicted model, not a curated record